AUGCCAGACACCCAUCCCAUCGACCCCAACGCACAACCAGCACCAAAGCUUGACGGGCCCGGUCUGUCUCCGUCCAGCACCUUGUCCUCCGAUACCUCGCUGUCCCCGCCAGCUCCCAAAUCGCAUCACAGACGAUUCCUGUCUCUCGACAACAUCGAAGAAACAUCCACUAGAAUCCUGACCAGUAUCCGCUCGCGCUCUCCUCUUCCUCGUUCGUCUUCUCCAUCAUCGGACAAAAAGCGCAGGCGCAGUCCACUACCUCUCCAACCAUCAACAUCUGCGGCGUCUCCCCCUACCUCGCCCGCACCACCGCUGUCUCCAUCAUCCAUUGAUAAAACGUACUCGCCAAGAGAAAUGUCGCCUACGUCAUCCCAUCACUCGCAGCGCCCUGGCAUGGGUCAUCGGGAUGUCUCCAGCGGCACAAUCGAUUCCUCACAGCGACCACGAAGCGACAGCUAUAAAAGAUAUAGCGGAACGAUCAACCACUACGGAAGACAUUCCAAUGAUUGGCUGUUUGGUGGCUUCAGCGUUCGCGAUACGCUGAGGGACGGAAUUGAGAAAUUAAAAGGACACAACGAGAGGGAUAGCUAG
Molecule: messenger RNA, 591 nt
Organism: Talaromyces marneffei
Lineage: Eukaryota; Fungi; Ascomycota; Eurotiomycetes; Eurotiales; Trichocomaceae
Exons: 1
Coding region: 1-591 (196 amino acids)
Source: RefSeq, a predicted model, not a curated record